Messenger RNA from Ricinus communis (castor bean), 1454 nucleotides. Its product is annotated as short-chain dehydrogenase/reductase 2b. The record is from RefSeq and is a predicted model, not a curated record. Lineage: Eukaryota; Viridiplantae; Streptophyta; Magnoliopsida; Malpighiales; Euphorbiaceae. Gene Ontology annotation, cellular component: membrane. The transcript has 7 exons. Gene Ontology annotation, molecular function: oxidoreductase activity, acting on the CH-OH group of donors, NAD or NADP as acceptor. The coding region runs from base 77 to 1249 and encodes 390 amino acids.
AAGUUAUAGCUCAAAGGGCAGAUUUGGUAUGAUAUAAGCUCCUCCUAAAGGACAAACAUUUUUCUUUCAGAAAGCAAUGUACUUAACAAGUCCAAUCUCGUUCGCUUGCCCUAGCAUGCGACUUAUCCUUUGGAACUCAUCAGCAUCGCUACUUGGCAAACUCUCUCCUCCACUUAGACCCACAAGACUCUCGACAGAGACUUACUCCUGUCAACUCCUUGGAGCUGGUAAUCAAUUUUCAAUAGCCUCAACCAUCUCGAGAUCAACUUUAAAAUAUUCAUCUGCCCAACCAAGAACAAGAGAGGAGAUAAUCAUAAACCCAUCAAACACUAUGAAAGCCCAUGGAAACCAAUCAGCAGAGAAAUAUGCAGUGGUUACAGGAGCAAACAAGGGUAUUGGCUUUGAGACAGUGAGGCAGCUUGCUUCUCGAGGAGUGACAGUGGUGCUGACUGCUAGAAAUGAAAAGAGAGGAGUGGAUGCUACUUCUAUGCUUCAUCAGAUGGGUUUAACAAAUGUUGUUUUUCAUCAACUUGAUGUUUUGGACCCAGUUAGCAUCCACUCCCUGGCGAACUUCAUCCAGAAUACAUUUGGAAGGCUUGAUAUCUUGGUGAACAAUGCUGGCGCCUCUGGAGUUGUGGUUGAUGACGAACACUUAAGGGCCUUAAAUAUAGAUCCUGAAACUUGGCUUUCAGGCAAGGCAGUCAACCUGUUACAAGAGGUGAUGAAAACAACUUAUGAGAAGGCAGAAGAAUGCUUAAACACAAAUUACUUCGGAGUCAGAAGAUUAACAGAAGCUCUCCUCCCACUUCUACAGCUUUCCACUUCAGGUGCCAGGAUAGUUAAUGUCUCUUCCCUGAGGAGUGAGCUACGAAGGAUCCGAAGUGAAGAACUGAGAAACGAACUUAAUGACGUAGAGAUACUAACAGAAGAAAAACUUGAUGCAGUAGUGGAGAGAUUCUUUAGUGAUUUGAGAGAGAAUAAACUUGAAGCUGGUGGAUGGUCAUUAAUGUUGCCGGCAUAUAGCAUCUCCAAGGCCAUCCUUAAUGCAUAUACUAGAGUCCUCGCCAGGAGGCAUCCUAAUAUGCUCAUAAACUCUGUUCAUCCUGGCUAUGUCAAUACAGAUAUAAAUUGGCACACCGGACCAUUGCCAGUGGAAGAGGGAGCUAGAGGUCCUGUCAAGUGUGCUCUUUUACCAGAUGGAGGUCCUACUGGCUGCUAUUUUGAUCAAACUGAAGUUGCAGAUUUUUGACCCUCAACCUUCCUACUCCCAGCCAGUUUCUGAUUUUAUUCAUGUAUUUGAGAUAAGUAAACACCAUUUAACAUUUUGGGGAAAAGCUUCUGUUUUCUAGAUAUUCUUAGGCCUCUUGCAAGUGCCAUGUCAUUACAUGCAAAUUGCAUUUUCAGUUAGAUCUCCAUGAGAAAAUAAAUGAACAGAACGUUACUCCAUUGAUAAA